Molecule: messenger RNA, 1769 nt
Organism: Choloepus didactylus (southern two-toed sloth)
Lineage: Eukaryota; Metazoa; Chordata; Mammalia; Pilosa; Megalonychidae
Gene: RHBG
Product: Rh family B glycoprotein
Exons: 10
Coding region: 18-1394 (458 amino acids)
Biological process (GO): ammonium homeostasis; ammonium transmembrane transport
Cellular component (GO): plasma membrane
Molecular function (GO): ammonium channel activity
Source: RefSeq, a predicted model, not a curated record
GCUGCGGAUCCGCAGCCAUGGCUAAGUCUCCUCGCCGCUCCGCUGGCCGGCGCCUGCAGCUGCCCCUGCUGUGCCUCCUCCUCCAGGGCGCCACCGCCGUGCUCUUUGCGGUCUUUGUCCGCUACAACCACGAAACCGACGCUGCCCUCUGGCACUGGGGCAACCACAGUAACGUGGACAAUGAAUUUUACUUUCGCUACCCAAGCUUCCAGGACGUGCAUGCCAUGGUCUUCGUGGGCUUCGGCUUCCUCAUGGCCUUCCUGCAGCGUUACGGCUUCAGCAGCGUGGGCUUCACCUUCCUCUUGGCCAGCUUCUCACUGCAGUGGUCCACACUUGUCCAGGGCUUCCUCCACUCCUUCCACGGCGGCCACAUCCACGUUGGCGUGGAGAGCAUGAUCAACGCUGACUUCUGCGCCGGGGCCGUGCUUAUCUCCUUUGGCGCCAUACUGGGCAAGACUGGGCCUGCACAGCUGCUGCUCAUGGCCCUGCUGGAGGUGGUGCUGUUUGGCAUCAAUGAAUUUGUGCUCCUCAGUCUCCUGGAGGUGAGGGAUGCAGGCGGCUCCAUGACCAUCCACACCUUUGGUGCCUACUUUGGGCUGGUCCUCUCACGGGUCCUCUACAGGCCGCGGCUGGAGAAGAGCAGGCACCUCCAAGCCUCCGUCUACCAUUCAGACCUCUUUGCCAUGAUUGGGACCAUCUUCCUGUGGAUCUUCUGGCCAAGCUUUAACUCAGCUCCCACAACACUGGGGGACGGGCAGCAUCGGACAGCCCUCAACACCUACUACUCCCUGACUGCCAGCACCCUCAGCACCUUUGCCCUGUCAGCCCUUGUCGGGGGGGAUGGACGGCUGGACAUGGUUCACAUCCAGAAUGCAGCGCUGGCUGGAGGGGUGGUGGUGGGGACAUCCAGUGAAAUGAUGCUGACGCCCUUCGGCGCUCUGGCAGCUGGCUUCCUGGCUGGAACUGUCUCCACACUGGGGUACAAGUUCUUCACGCCCCUCCUUGAAUCUAAAUUCAAAGUCCAAGACACAUGUGGUGUCCACAAUCUCCACGGGAUGCCAGGGGUCCUGGGAGCCCUCUUGGGGGUCCUCGUGGCCGGGCUGGCCACCCAUGAAGCUUAUGGAGAUGGCCUGGGGAGCGUGUUUCCGCUCAUGGCCGAGGGUCAGCACAGCGCCACUUCUCAGGCCCUGCACCAGCUCUUCGGGCUGUUUGUCACACUGAUGUUUGCCUCUGUGGGCGGGGGGCUUGGAGGGCUCCUGCUGAGGCUGCCAUUCCUGGACUCUCCCCCAGACUCUCAGUGCUACGAGGACCAGAUUUACUGGGAGGUGCCUGGGGAGCAUGAAGAUGAAGCCCAGGGACCACUGAGGACGGAGGAACCAGACACUCAGGCCUAAACUGCUGCCAGUUCCCAAGAGGAUGCUCUCACUUAAGAAGAUGAUGAUGGGCUCUCGUUGGGAAGUUCUGCUUUUCUAGCUUCCAUCCCUCCUGCUGCAAGAAAGGGGUCAGUGGUAGCGAGCCAGGAGCCUCCUUGCCAUGGGCAGUGGGAGGGGCGGGGCUAUAACUGGGUGUCAUGGGAGAGCCUCACCUGCUGUCCUCCCUCCUGCUGGCCAGCAAGUGUGGGGAGAAGCAGCCAAAAGUGAGGCACCCAAGCACCUCUCACUUUGAGAAAGAUCUGAAGCAAUGAGAGAAGCUGGUCUACUGGUCCAGGGCCACAUGAUUACAUUGUAGUCUGAGCCAGGGCCUAGUUCUCCAAGGGUGAUAAACACCUC